Messenger RNA from Dicentrarchus labrax (European seabass), 1299 nucleotides. RefSeq names its product sepiapterin reductase b (gene sprb). Gene Ontology annotation, biological process: tetrahydrobiopterin biosynthetic process. Lineage: Eukaryota; Metazoa; Chordata; Actinopteri; Moronidae. The transcript has 4 exons. The record is from RefSeq and is a predicted model, not a curated record. Bases 94 to 864 code for a protein of 256 amino acids. Gene Ontology annotation, molecular function: sepiapterin reductase (NADP+) activity.
UGUCCUCUCAUUUCACAUUAACUGCAAUCCUCGUUUCAGACCCACUUUUUCACCUUUCUGUGAUCAUCUGAUCAUCAGAGAAAAUUUGACAGGAUGCAAGACAUUUAUUCUACAAACCCCAAGACUCUGGGCCGGGGCAUCUGUAUCAUCACAGGAGCCUCCAGGGGAUUCGGACGGGCGCUGGCACAAGAAGUGUCCUACUUUUCGAAGCCUGGCUCUGUCCUCCUGCUGGUGGCUCGCUCGAACACUAUGCUGCAAGAGUUGAAGGAAGAGCUGCAGAGUUUGACUAAGGACCAGCAGCUCAUGGUUCACUGCAUAGCUGUUGAUCUGAGCACGAGAGAGGGUGUGCAUGAAACAGUCAGGGUGGCAAGGCAGGAAGCUAUAAAUGAAAUGGAUCAUGUGCUUCUUAUCAACAAUGCUGCCUCUUUGGGUGACAUUUCCCACUUUGCGAGUUUCACCAACCUUGAUGAGGUGAAUUCCUAUCUGUCCCUCAACGUAAGCUCUGCUCUCGCACUGACUGCAGGAAUACUGCAGGUAUUUCCAUGUAGACCGGGCCUGCGAUGGAGCGUGGUGAAUGUCUCGUCAGUGUUUGCAACGCAGGCCUUACCGUCCUGGGUACUGUACUGCACUGCCAAAGCAGCAAGAAAAAUGAUGUUCGGGGUGCUGGCUGAGGAGGAGCCAAAUGUCAAAGUCCUCAGCUACUCUCCAGGUCCUAUGGACACAGAUAUGCAGGUUGAUAUUCGGAGAUUAACAGGUUCCAAUCACCAUCUGUUACCCUGCCAGGAAUCUGCAGCCAAACUGAUGAAGCUGCUUCUGGACAACAAUUUCCUGUCAGGGAAACACCUCGACUUCUUUGAAGUGUGAUAUUAAUAUGAGUCAGAAUUUUUUUUAAACUUUAAAAAAAGUUAAUUAUUGCAUCUGACUCUCUUGCUUAUUUUAAGUAGAAAGAGUUAAGAACAAAUAUACAUGAAGUAAAAACAUACAGUAGCUAAACUUUAAAUAAACCUCUUUUUUUUGAGAGAGCAACAUGAGUUUCAGUUUUGUUACUUUCAGACAGGUUUGAUAGUUUAAGUGACAAGAUAUUCAAGAUAUUUUGUUUCUCAGUGGACUAAUAAAUGUCUAUGAGUCUUUAUAAAUCUCUGUCUGAAGGCCUCAUUGCCUGUUAUUUGUUAUUUUGUUAUCAAGGCAGAUUUAUUCAUCAGAAUUGUGUGUGUCGAUUUUCAUGUUUUGUGUUUUUUUAUUUUUCUAAAUGUAAGAAUCAAUUUGUAGCCCAAUUAAAUACAUUUCAAUUAUUCCAAA